Molecule: messenger RNA, 1650 nt
Organism: Parascedosporium putredinis
Lineage: Eukaryota; Fungi; Ascomycota; Sordariomycetes; Microascales; Microascaceae
Source: the annotation of a GenBank genome assembly
AUGGCUACAGCAGCUAUAUCAACUCCUGUCAAGUCCCACACUGGGCUCUUUUCCACUCGCACCGCUGGCGGGCGCAUGCCUCUUACUCCAUCGCCAAGGCAACGGUCCUCUGCGGCUGCCCCGGCCGGACUUGACUCCUCCCCAUUCACCCCCGAAAAGCACUCCAAAUCCCUGUACAACGGAAACCUUGUCUCUCAUUUCGCGAGAUCCGCCGCGCACCGUGAUUCGCCUAAAUCCAACAUCGCCAGGGACCCCGCUAGCGCCAAGUCUAAGAAGGGCAGUCUGAGGCACAAGGCUUCCAAGACCACUUACACAUAUGCUGCGGACCGCUUCAUCCCAAAUCGUGGCGCAAGCUCAGCAAUCGCCAAUGUUGGCUCCAGCAAGCUUGACUUUAGCGAAACUAAGCGCUCCAAGUCUAACACCACCGAGGGCUCGUCGGUCCUUGCUUCAGCUACUGAUGAUGCCAUCUCCGCUCUUGAAGGACUCAGCAUCAAUGAUGAUGAUACUAGCUCCUACUCCCGCCCAUCCCCCAAUACUGUUGCCUACCAAGAUUCUCUGGCCAACGCGUGCGGUGUCAAUCUGAAUACGCGCAUCCUCCAGUUCAAGCCCGCCCCUCCCGAGUCAUCUAAGCCUAUCGAUCUCCGCCAACAGUACAAUCGUCCCUUGAAGCCUGCUACCAGCUCUGCACAGACGAGGCGACGCAUCGCCACAGCCCCGGAGCGUGUGCUCGAUGCGCCUGGUCUUGUUGAUGACUACUAUCUCAAUCUCCUUGACUGGAGUUCCGGCAACCAGGUGGCUAUUGGCCUUGAGCGUAACGUCUAUGUCUGGUCCGCCGAUGAGGGCAGUGUCAGCUGUCUUCUUGAGGCUAGCCCCGAUACCUACAUCAGCAGUGUCAAGUGGUCUGGUGACGGCGCCUACGUUGGUGUCGGUCUCGGCUCUGGUGAGGUCCAGAUCUGGGAUGUUGCUGAGGGCGCCAAGGUUCGCAGCAUGUUCGGUCAUGAUACACGCGUGGGCGUGAUGGGCUGGAACAAGCAUCUCCUGUCAACUGGUGCUCGAAGUGGUCUCGUUUUCAACCACGAUGUCCGUAUCGCCGAGCACAAGGUGGCAGAGCUUGUCUCCCACACCUCGGAAGUCUGUGGCCUCGAAUGGAGGUCUGAUGGCGCUCAGCUCGCUACUGGCGGCAAUGACAACCUCGUCUCCAUCUGGGAUGCCCGCUCCCUCUCUGUCCCUAAGUUCACCAAGACCAACCACAAGGCUGCGGUCAAGGCCCUCGCUUGGUGCCCCUGGAAUAUGAACCUUCUCGCCACUGGUGGUGGUUCGUACGAUCGCCACAUCCACUUCUGGAACUCCACCUCUGGUGCCCGUGUCAAUAGCAUCGACACCGGCUCCCAGGUCACCAGCCUCCGCUGGAGCCCCCAUUACAGGAAAUUCUACCCCACCCUGGUGCGCAACGUUGAGAUUCCCGCCCAUGAGAGCCGUGUCCUCCACAGCUGCCUCAGCCCUGAUGGUCAAAUGCUUGCCACCGCGGCUGCCGACGAGAGCCUGAAGUUCUGGAAGAUCUUCGAGAAGAAGGCAGGCUCCGUAUCCGCGUCGGCAAGCAUCGGCUCCAGCGGCAAGGCCGAGAUGACCAAGCAGAUGUCAAUCCGAUAA